This is a messenger RNA of Lactuca sativa (garden lettuce), 2180 nucleotides long. The record is from RefSeq and is a predicted model, not a curated record. NCBI's taxonomy places the organism in Eukaryota, Viridiplantae, Streptophyta, Magnoliopsida, Asterales, Asteraceae.
CAAAAUCUCAUAAAUUAUGGUUUUAGAGCAUGUGUAAAGAUAACCACUCUAAUGAUUUGUCUGACUAGGUAACAUGUGAACAUCACACAUGUUACACACAAGGUGUGGCACCUUCGGAGAUCUUAUAUCCCACUUUAAUUAUGAGGAAUGCUUAAGAGUCACCUAAAUUAAUUGACCACUAAUUAAUCUUUGUUAUAUAAUUAAGGUUAUUAAUAUGAACUGACUCAUUUUAUCCCUUAGACACGGAAUUAGAAGCGGCAUUGCAAGGAGUGAAAUGCUUGGGUUCGUCGCUUACAGUAAACAUUGCGAAAUUUGAUAGGAAGGUAUCGUCCAAGCAGAAAAUGGAAUCAAAGCAUAACCAAAACUAUGUGCAAAGAACCAUUGGUCAGGCGUUCCGGGAUGGUAGAACUGUUGCGGAGGUGAUGACAGGGAAGAUCAAAAAUUCCCCUCCCCCACCUAGGCUAUCAAAAAAGUCGGUGGCUCUUGCAGACGGAACAAUUAUGGCGGAAUGGUUACACAACCCGUUAACCUUAGUUGGCGAAGUGCAUAGCCUGGAGAAACUAAGAAACGUCCCACUCGAUAUUAGAAUGGGAAGUAAGAACACAUAUGGGAUGAAAUACCUUGGAGGUUUAAUGGUGGGGAUGCACUUCCAGUUCCCAUCUGAUGUUGAAGAUUUCUUAUCAAAGAAACAAUAUUGGGGUGAAUGGUUUUAAGAGUUCAAUUUUGGAAACUUAGUGGAUGGGAUCUUUGAUAGAAUCGCUUGGAUUAAAAUCGUUGGGGUCCCAGUGAAACUCUGGAAUGAAGAAAAUUUCUCCAGAAUUGCCAGUGAAUUCGGGAAAGUAGCAGCUCCAGUAGAGAUUCUACCAAGUAUACAGGACCUCACCAUGGGGAACGUAUGCAUUCUAACAGGAAGCAAAAGGAGAAUCAACGACGAAGUUUUGGUGGAAUCCAAUCGAAACAUCCUUAAAGUUGGCGUGAUAGAGAGCGAAUAUGACUGGUCCCCAUUUCCUUCUGGAAACGAUGAUGACGAAGGGAUUUCGGAGACAAUCCUGGCUAAUGAUUCGGAGACAAUAGCCAUGGAAGCAGUUGCGAAUGACAUUCCGGUGAUGGUAGCAGUGUCGUCCCCUAUGGUGGGGGAGGUUGUCGCCGAUCUGUAUGAAGGCCAACAGUCGUAUAGGGAAAGUCAACAGCCGAUUAUUAAUUUUGAUAGGCGGGGGAAUAAGGAUAUAAUUAAGGGAAAAUGACCUUUUAGGGUAAUAAAGUCUUCUACAAGUAUUCAUUUCGUCACUUUUCUUUUUUCUGUAUUCCAUUUACCAUUGAUCUUGUUGUAGAUGUUCAAAAGAUACCAUUAUUACCGGGUAUUGAAGGUUUAUGUCACUCCGAUCGUCUUCUCCGGUGAGUUUCCGGCUAAAUGCUUUUAGCAACAAUUUCCGAUCUAAAAACGAUUUCAAGAACACUCACUUCCAUCUGUUCGUUUGUUUCUGUGAACGAUUUUAGUUUUCAUGUUCUUCGUUCAUGUUUAAUUUCUGGGUUCAUGUUCAAGAACACACAAAAAAAUGAUUGUGUGUGCUCAUCAGUGGGUUUGAAUGUCAAGAAAGUGAAGGAUUGAAAGUGUGUCGGAUCUGAGAGGUGUUCAUCUUCAUCAUGUUCAAGAACACACAAAAAAUUUAUGGGUUCAUGUUCUUCAUCUUCACCUGUUCAGAAACACUUUGGUUUGCACACAAAUCUUCAAAGAUCCCAACGAUUUCAGAUCAAAAAAAUGAUUUCAAGAAAAUUUAUGGGUUCAUGUUCUUCAUCUUCACCUGAUCAUCUUCAUCGUGUUCAUCUUCAUCAUGUUCAAGAACGGUUUCUUAUUGUUCUUGAAAACCCAGAAAUGCAACCCUUGAAAUCGAAGGUUUCAGUUCAUUGGGUUUGAGUUCGAGAAAUAAAAACAGAUGAAGAGUUUCAGGUUUUGGGUUUGAACACAUUUGGAAUCGUUUUCUGGGUAAGAGCUUCAAGAAAUUAAGAUCUUCAUUUCUUUAGUUCUUGAAUCGUGAGUUCCAGAAGAAAACGAGCCCUAGAUUUUAGGGAUCUUGAUUUUCAAGUUUUGGGUUUGAAUCUAGAUUCUUGUGAGUUCCCUUGGUUUUGAAAUCAAUUUUAAGAAGCACACCACAAAACAAUCUAGAUUUCAGAUUUGUGUA